Molecule: messenger RNA, 2188 nt
Organism: Oryzias melastigma (Indian medaka)
Lineage: Eukaryota; Metazoa; Chordata; Actinopteri; Beloniformes; Adrianichthyidae
Product: phosphatidylinositol-3-phosphatase SAC1-A
Exons: 20
Coding region: 146-1906 (586 amino acids)
Biological process (GO): phosphatidylinositol dephosphorylation
Cellular component (GO): endoplasmic reticulum
Molecular function (GO): phosphatidylinositol-4-phosphate phosphatase activity
Source: RefSeq, a predicted model, not a curated record
CAGGUUCGAUAUUUCUUGACAUUCGAGCAGCGCGAGCCGCUUCUUUUUCCGUCUCCGUGCUGAGGGUUCUUGGCUCAUAUCUGGCAACCCGCGCGGAUCUCACUGUGCUGACGUCAGUGAGGUCAGCCAAACGCAAGGAGGAAAAAUGGCGACCGCCUUCGACAGAUACAACUUACACACGACUCCUGAGAAGUUCUUCAUCGAGGCCUGCGAUGAAGGGGUGGAUGCCGUGCUGGCCAUCGAUAGGGUGUCCAACGAGAUGACACUAACAGGUAAGGCGAACCUCCCUCCAACGGCGGUCACCAAACCCAUCUUCGGCAUCAUGGGAACCAUCCGGCUGGUCGCAGGGAUGUACCUGAUCGUGAUCACCAGGAAGAAAAAAGUGGGCGAGAUCCUUGGCCACGCCGUGUGGAAGGUCGUCGACUUUGAUAUGAUCUCCUACAAGAAAAGCGUGCUCCACCUCUCGGAGACGCAGUCUCAGGAGAACAAGACCUUUCUGGCCAUGAUCAACAACGUUCUGACCACAGACGGCUUCUACUUCUGCACCGACUUCGACCUGACGCACACGCUGCAGCGACUGGCCAACACCAGCCCCGACUUCCAGGAGAUGAGUCUGCUGGAGAGGGCGGAUCAGAGGUUUGUGUGGAACGGGAAUCUCCUCAGAGAACUUGCUGGACAGCCUGAGCUCCACAGGUUUGCCCUACCUGUCGUCCAUGGAUUCAUCAUCUUGAAGCCGUGUCGCAUCAACGGGAAGAUCUUUGAGUGGAUCCUCAUAUCCAGGAGAAGCUGUUUCCGCGCGGGUGUCAGAUAUUACGUCAGAGGCAUCGACUCCGAGGGCCACGCAGCUAACUUUGUGGAAACUGAGCAGAUCGUGUUGUACGAGGGAGCUAAAGCUUCGUUUGUGCAGACUCGAGGCUCCAUGCCGUUUUAUUGGAGUCAGAGGCCCAACCUGAAGUACAAACCCAAACCCAUCAUCAGUAAAACCAUCAACCACAUGGAUGGAUUCCAGAGGCACUUUGACUCUCAGCUCCUGAUUUACGGGAAGCAGACCGUCCUGAACCUGGUGAACCAGAAGGGCUCAGAGAAGCCACUGGAAGAGGCUUUCGACAAGAUGGUGGCUGACUUGUGCAGCGGCUUGAUCAACUACAUAGCCUUCGACUUCCAUAAAGAGUGCAGCCACAUGAGAUGGGACCGCCUUCAGAUCCUGGUGGACGCCGUGGCAGAGACGCAGGAGGAGUAUAGCUACUUCAUGGUGAACUCGGACGGGAAGGAAAUGAGCCACCAAAGCGGAGUCUUUCGCAGCAACUGCAUGGACUGUUUGGACCGAACUAAUGUCAUCCAGAGCCUGCUGGCCAGACGCUCGCUGCAGUCGCAGCUUCAGAGGUUGGGCAUCCUGAACGUGGGGCAACGCAUCGAGGAGCAAGCCGAGUUCGAGAAGACCUACAAAAACGCAUGGGCUGACAAUGCCAAUGCAUGUGCUGUACAGUAUGCAGGAACUGGAGCCUUAAAAACAGACUUCACCAGGACAGGAAAGCGGACCAGGUGGGGGCUGCUGAUGGACGGCUGGAACUCCAUGAUUCGCUACUACAAGAACAACUUUUCUGACGGGUUCAGACAGGACUCCAUCGACCUGUUCCUGGGGAACUUCUCGGUGGAUGACUCGGAUGGAGCCACACCUCUGCGGGUGCAGAAGGACUGGAAGUUCCUGACUCUGCCCAUCGUCAUGGUGGUUGCAUUCUCCAUGUGCAUCAUUAGUCUUCUAAUGGCGGGUGAUACGUGGACGGAGACCCUGGCCUACGUGACCUUCUGGGGGGCCGCCAGCGCCAUCACCGCCACCAUCAUCCUGUUCAACGGCCAGGACUUUGUGGACGCGCCGAAGCUGGUUCACAAAGAGAAGAUGGACUGAUUGUUCGCGCCGGUGUGUGCGUGCGAACAUGUGUGAACGUGCGUGCUGCCUCUGGAUUACCCUACAGACUGAUCUUCCAUCAUCCUGUCUCUCCUCUGGCACCUUUUCGUUGCUCUAGGUUUUCUGUUUACACUAAAAAUAAUUCCUGUACGAUUACAGUUUAUUUACUGUCGGUUGGGCUUCUUCUGUCGUCUCUUUUACACCCCUUUGGUUAUGUUGUUACCCCUGAGAGGUCACUUCAGCACACUGGCCUUGAACAUAUUAAACGGUUUAUGGACCUAA